AUGUCCAAUCUAACUAAAUUAAAAUCACAAUCUUCAUUCGGGUUAUCAUGUAUGACGCAACCGAGCGUUGAAACCGUCAAGACAAAGCCUUAUCAAAAUAAACAUAGAAACCUACCAAGGAAGAACAACGACGAUUGGAACAAAAGGUCACUUAGUUCAAAACCUAACAAGGAAAGACAAAAUACAAGUCAAUUCAGUGAGGACGAUAACAACGGUAGCAGAAUUUCGAAAAAUAUUGACGUGAAAGAAGUCACCGAUAAGGAUGACUUGAGACGAUCUCCGUUUCAGAAAAAAUUGUUUUAUUUCUUUGAAUUACCUAAAGGAUGUGCCGCGAAAACGUUCUCCGUUUUCAGCGCUUUAUGCGUUGUGGGCAUCAUGAUUUGUAUUGACACUCUGCCGACGUAUGCAUUGUCUGAUUAUCGUGCUUUGUGGCUUUGUAUCGAUAUAAUCGUGAUUAUAACGUUUACUGUAGAAUAUUUGGGCAGGUUCUUUGCUUCAGUAAACAAACUUAGAUUCUUCUUUAGACCCCUGAAUAUGAUUGAUUUAUUCUCAAUCGCUCCGUUUUACGUUCAAAUAUUUAUACAAGGAACAGCCGAGGCAUGUGUUCAAUAUCAGCUAUUCAUAUAUUUUAUUAGACGUGCAUCAUUUACUUUUUUGAAAGAGGGACUUUUAACCAACAAGACCGGACCUGUCACACUAACAACAACUGGCUACGGUGAUGAAGUCCCAUACACCUCGUGGGGAAAAUUCUUUGCUGGCGUCACAAUGUUGUGCGGGAUAUUAGUUAUUGCAAUGAAAACUUCAAUCCACGGCUCAAGCUUUGUUGCUGAAUGGACGGCACAUGAACGGGCUCAAUUCUUGGCUAAAAUCAAGAGAAGCCGUCGGCUAGUUAGAAAGUCGGAUAAUCCGCACGUGGCUCUCGCGUGGCGAAGCAAACUGCUUCGUAGACGAAACGACGAACUUUUAGCAGCGAUCACAGAAGUGCAAGAAACACUAGCAGAUGUACAUCCAACCCGAUACUAUCAAAAGUAUAAAAAUUUGCAAGCACACAAUGGCGAUAAUGAAGAUAAUGGGGAGAAGUCCUGGCUGCCGAAUAAGACGAUUUAUAGAUUGCGUUAUCCAAAUUACUCUUCAAAGCGGGUCAGUAUACUACCGUUCCGUAAGACACUCACUAGUGCCUCCACGGAUGAUGAUACAGUAGGCAAUGGUCAGUCUAUGAACGAGAAGAGGUCAUCAUCGCUACCGAAACAAUCAAAAGAGAAGAUAAAAAGUCACACUCCGAACCCUUUCAAGCUCAAGCUGCUCAGGCGAUUUAGUCGCUCGUUACAUCUGAGUAAUAACGACGUGUCCAAACUUCCAGAAGGCGGAAUAUCCAAGAGUGACAUUAGCAUGCCAUUCAAUCAACGUUCGUUACGGCCUGUUGACUCGGCUGACGCGGACUACAAUGAUUAUGACCAUCCGGAAAGCGUGAUGACUAUCCCAGAGGGAAAUGACUCAAACAAGCUAGGCAGAAGCAAUAAUUUAUUUAUUAUUGGCUGA
This is a messenger RNA of Paraglomus occultum, 1539 nucleotides long. The record is from the annotation of a GenBank genome assembly. NCBI's taxonomy places the organism in Eukaryota, Fungi, Glomeromycota, Glomeromycetes, Paraglomerales, Paraglomeraceae.